Molecule: messenger RNA, 1340 nt
Organism: Epinephelus moara (kelp grouper)
Lineage: Eukaryota; Metazoa; Chordata; Actinopteri; Perciformes; Serranidae
Product: phosphatidylethanolamine-binding protein 4
Exons: 7
Coding region: 102-695 (197 amino acids)
Source: RefSeq, a predicted model, not a curated record
AGGUCGGCAGGCUCGUGCACAGCGCGGAGGAGGCGGCAACAGCUGCGCGUGACCCAGAAGAAGAAACCUGCAGCAAAACACAAGUGGACAGCUUCUGUGACAUGGCUGUGCCGGCACCGUUUCUGGUGUUAUGUGCCUGUGUUUGGGGGUUCUGUCAUGUGGAAGCAACACCAGACACCCAGAGCUCUCUGGAUUCUUCUUUCUGCCAUGGCGAUUUAGAGGUAAUCUAUCCACAACUAGUCAUCGACAAAUGCCUCAUAAUUCCGAAGGACGGGAAACUCAGAGAAAAGAUCAGCACUGUUUGGAAAGCACCGCAGAUUUACUUUCCUGGAGCACACAAGAAAAAGAUGUAUGUUCUGGUGAUGGUUGAUCCUGAUGCUCCGAGCCGCACCAAACCAACAGCUGCUUUCUGGAGGCACUGGCUGGUCGCGAACGUGCAGGGCAGUGCACUCAAGAGAGGACAGAUACAAGGGGCAACCAUCACUGACUAUCAUCCUCCAACCCCACCACAGAAAUCUGGUUUUCACCGCUACCAGUUCAUGUUGUUUGAGCAGCCUCCAGACGCACCAGUGUCACUCACCGAGCAGGAGAAGUCAUCCCGUGGUAAAUGGGGUCUUCAGGCCUUCGUCAAGAAGUUUGAUCUGGGAAAGCCUGUGGCCGCUCUGCAGUUUCUUACCCAAAACUACAAAGACUGAAAGAUGCUCAGAUACCCGAAAGAAGAAUCUGUCAAUACAGAUAUAUAGAAUAAGAUGUUCCCCCACUUUCCCUGAAUUAAACAGCAUCAGUUCUUCAAAGCUUGCAACAGGUCAGCCCUCUUUACCUCUAUCUUAUCGUUGAGUUAGAAAGAGACUUCGUCUUUGUGUUACAGCAGCUGCAAGGUUUUGAUGUUGCCCUGUAUCUCUGUCACGUGGUGCGGAGCAAAGGAUUUGGGAGAUAGAUUUUGACCUCACUGGGGAUUUCUUAUUAGUUUCCGAACACUGUCGACAAGAGAAGGAAGACGGCCCCGAUAUCACAACUCAGUGUGGAAAGAGUUUAUUCUAAUUCAGGCACGGAAACACGUCAGGGCCAAAAAAAGGAAGUGGGAGGUGAAACCGAGACCGCAACACAGCCGGAUGCCACAGUGGAACUUGAACCAAAAUACUCUACAGAGUGACAGGACAGGGGGGAGGGGCUGCAGGGCCUGUGGUGUGUCGGGUGAAGGGAACUUGCUGUUUGUGUAAUUGUUUAUCAUAUUUCCAUUGACCACUUUCACCCCAAUCGGAAACAUUAGGUGAUUUCAGGUCCUUAUUGUUCCCUUUUUUUUUCUUUUUUUUUCAAAGUAAAAGCAGCUCUAACACAUG